AUGCACAUCAAGUCCAUGCUCGACGAGACCCGGAGGACGGGCGAGCCCUCCUUCUCCUUCGAAUACUUCCCGCCCAAGACCGCCCAGGGUGUCCAGAACCUCUACGACCGUAUGGAGCGCAUGUACCACUUCGGACCCAAGUUCAUCGACAUCACAUGGGGUGCUGGCGGUCGUAUCGCCGAGCUGACAUGCGAGAUGGUCCUCCAGGCCCAGUCCAUCUACGGUCUCGAGACCUGCAUGCAUCUGACUUGCACAGACAUGGGCCUGGACAAGGUCAACGACGCCCUCCGCAAGGCCUACAAGGCCGGCUGCACCAACAUCCUGGCCCUGCGUGGCGACCCCCCGAGAGAGCAGGAGAAGUGGGAGGCCACCGACGAUGGCUUCCGCUACGCGAAGGACCUGGUCAAGCACAUCCGCGCUACCUACCACGACCAUUUCGAUAUUGGUGUCGCCGGCUACCCCGAGGGCUGCGACGAUAACAAGGACGAGGAGCUGCUGCUGGACCACUUGAAGGAGAAGGUCGACAUGGGUGCCACCUUCAUCGUCACACAGAUGUUCUAUGACGCCGACAACUUCAUCCGCUGGGUCGGCAAGGUGCGCGAGCGUGGCAUCACCGUCCCCAUCAUCCCCGGUAUCAUGCCCAUUGCCACCUACUCUAGCUUCCUCCGCCGCGCCAAGCACAUGAACUGCAAGGUCCCCGAGGACUGGAUGGCUGCUCUCGAGCCCAUCAAGAACGACGAUGUCGCCGUCAGAGAAGUCGGAAAGGGCCUUGUUGCCGAAAUGUGCCGAAAGAUUGUUGCCGCCGGUAUUCACCACCUGCAUUUCUACACCAUGAACCUGGCCCAGGCCACAAGAAUGGUCCUCGAGGAGCUGAACUGGAUGCCCACAAGCGACCGUCCCGUCAAGCACGCCCUGCCCUGGAAGCAGUCCCUUGCCCACGGCCGCAGAGAGGAGGACGUGCGUCCCAUCUUCUGGAAGGGCCGCAACAAGUCCUAUGUCCUCCGCACCCAGGAUUGGGACGAGUUUCCCAACGGUCGCUGGGGUGACUCUCGAUCUCCCGCCUUCGGUGAGCUGGAUGCCUACGGCAUUGGCCUGACGGGCACCAACGAGCAGAACCGGAAGAAGUGGGGCGAGCCCAAGUCCAUCAAGGAUAUCGCUAACAUCUUCGUCCGCUACCUCGAGACGGAGCUUGACUCGCUUCCCUGGAGUGAGGCACCCCUGACCAGUGAAGCCGAUCCCAUUCGAGAGGAGCUCAUCGGCUUGAACAAGCGUGGCCUGCUCACCAUCAACUCUCAGCCUGCUGUUGACGGCGUGAAGUCGACUCAUCCCGUGCACGGCUGGGGUCCGGCAAACGGUUACGUCUACCAGAAGGCCUACCUCGAGCUCCUGGUUCAUCCCGAUGUGUACGCCGAGAUCGUCUCCCGUGUCGAGAAGAACCCUGACAUGACGUACUACGCUACCACCAAGAGCGGUAACCUGAAGUACAACGCAACACACGAUAGCCCCAACGCCGUUACUUGGGGUGUCUUCCCUGGCAAGGAGAUUGUGCAGCCGACUAUCGUCGAAGGCAUCAGCUUCAUGGCCUGGAAGGACGAGGCCUUCCGCCUCGGUAUCGACUGGGCGCACUGCUUUGAGGCCGGAACUCCCAGCAGAGUGCUGAUCGAGCGUAUCAUGAACGAGUGGUACCUCAUCAACAUUGUCAACAACGACUUCCACCAAAAGACGGCCCUCUUCGACCUGCUCGAAGGACUUGAAGUGAAGGAAUACGCCGACAUUCCUGCCGAGCCCCAAACCAAUGGGGCGGCGAAGGAGCAGGUAGCAGAGACUAACGGCAACUCUGUCCCUGCCACCGCCAACUAA
Molecule: messenger RNA, 1860 nt
Organism: Colletotrichum spaethianum
Lineage: Eukaryota; Fungi; Ascomycota; Sordariomycetes; Glomerellales; Glomerellaceae
Product: methylenetetrahydrofolate reductase 1
Exons: 2
Coding region: 1-1860 (619 amino acids)
Biological process (GO): tetrahydrofolate interconversion
Cellular component (GO): cytosol
Molecular function (GO): FAD binding; methylenetetrahydrofolate reductase [NAD(P)H] activity
Source: RefSeq, a predicted model, not a curated record